UGUAGGGUUUUCUCUUGGGGGUUUCGGUAUUGAUUUGGGUAUUUGAAGCUUCCGCUCCGGCAAUGGCUGAUACACUUUUCGGCUUGGUGACGCACAAGAUUACUCGCACGCGGACGCACAACGAACACACCGUUCACCACAAUGGUCGCACAACUUCUGAGCUACGGUUCUCACUCAACUGAAUACCGUUCGCAGUCCAGUCGUCGUCGCCGUCGUUCGUGCAGUUAAACAAGGUAAAUAUAGAACAAGGUUUUUACAUUUCUCUCCAGACCCUACAGUAACGUAUCUUGAAAACUAACGGAGUUACGAAUUUGGCGUCUUCGACAAAGUUAUUCAGAACAGCAUUUUCUACAACUCUUGUGAAGACAUCAACCAUGUAUCUUGAAAAAUUAAAAAAGUAAAUUUUCUAUCUCACUUUUAGGGGGAUUGAUCAUUUUUACCAACAGGUUAAAAGAAGCACGUUAUUGUAGUGAAAAACUUCCUCGAAGACACUAUGAUGCUAAACGACAUGGUUAAAUCAACAAUUGUGCCAUAUAGUAGUUGGAUUCUUUGCGUGCAAUAUAAGAAAUCUUUAAAACAUCAUUUCGUAAAAACACCGUUUCUCGAGAAUGGCUUGAUGGAUCUUCGUUAAAUUUUGUUGAUAGUUGCACAACCCCUAAAGCUCCGUGGUCAACCUUUUCCUUUUUUGACAUCGUGCAUUUAGACGAAAUGGCGAUCGAAAAACCUCGAAAUUUUUUGAUUUUUCAAAAUUUCAAAUCAAUGCCCCUCCCCUCUCUCAGGAGGGGGAGGGUCAAAACUUCGGAUUUAUGAGUUUCUAGUCGGGAGCAAUCAGAAGAAGUGAAAUUUAGAGCUGCGCAGAACAAAAGUUAAUUUUUUGUCGGACCGUGUUAUUGCUGCCUUAUGGUUUAACAUAGGUAAACCUGAUAUGGCAUUGUUCCAUAAAAAAAUCAUUCAACAAACACGGCGCCUUCGUGAGGGAAUCGAAAUUGGUUCUGAGCAGUACAAGGUGGUAGUUCUGCAAAACUGUUUGGACUCGGUAGGCAGAUGCGAAGUUUUGUGUUCGAAGCAGUUUAAUGGGAAAUAUGGCUGUACUGCAUGUCUUCAUCCGGGAAAAUCCGUUAAUAAUCAGAUCCGGUAUCCUUACCAACCCUCUAAAUUAAGAGAUGAUAAGUUAACAAGGAAGCUCAUGCUGGAGGUUCAUAACUCUGAAACACCAAAAGCAGUGCUUGGCAUCAAAGGCUUAAGCGUUCUAACUGGCAUUCCAGAUUUUGAUAUAAUCAGAGGAUUGCCUCCUGAUUAUAUGCAUCUUGUGAAUUUGGGCCUCAUGAAGCUGAUAUGGGAGUUACUUCUAGAAGGCGACGCAGUGAACAAGUCCGAGUGAACAGGUCCGACAAAAAAUCAACUUUUGUUCUACCCAGCUCUAAAUUUCACUUUUUCUGAUUGCUCCCGACUAGAAACUCAUAAAUCCGAAGUUUUGACCCUCCCCCUCCUGGGAGAGGGGAGGGGCAUUGAUUUGAAAUUUUGAAAAAUCAAAAAAAUUCGAGGUUUUUCGAUCGCCAUUUCGUCUAAAUGCACGAUGUCAAAAAAGGAAAAGGUUGACCACGGAGCUUUAGGGGUUGUGCAACUAUCAACAAAAUUUAACGAAGAUCCAUCAAGCCAUUCUCGAGAAACGGUGUUUUUACGAAAUGAUGUUUUAAAGAUUUCUUAUAUUGCACGCAAAGAAUCCAACUACUAUAUGGCACAAUUGUUGAUUUAACCAUGUCGUUUAGCAUCAUAGUGUCUUCGAGGAAGUUUUUCACUACAAUAACGUGCUUCUUUUAACCUGUUGGUAAAAAUGAUCAAUCCCCCUAAAAGUGAGAUAGAAAAUUUACUUUUUUAAUUUUUCAAGAUACAUGGUUGAUGUCUUCACAAGAGUUGUAGAAAAUGCUGUUCUGAAUAACUUUGUCGAAGACGCCAAAUUCGUAACUCCGUUAGUUUUCAAGAUACGUUACUGUAGGGUCUGGAGAGAAAUGUAAAAACCUUGUUCUAUAUUUACCUUGUUUAACUGCACGAACGACGGCGACGACGACUGGACUGCGAACGGUAUUCAGUUGAGUGAGAACCGUAGCUCAGAAGUUGUGCGACCAUUGUGGUGAACGGUGUGUUCGUUGUGCGUCCGCGUGCGAGUAAUCUUGUGCGUCACCAAGCCGAAAAGUGUAUCAGCCAUUGCCGGAGCGGAAGCUUCAAAUACCCAAAUCAAUACCGAAACCCCCAAGAGAAAACCCUACAUUUGGCGGCGAGCGAAAAGAAGAUGGAAGAAAGCCGGCCAAUCCCUAUGUUCAGAUGUGAACAAAUCGAAGGUGGCAAACUUGCCAAAGAAUGGCAAGAGUGGAAGAGCUCAUUAGAAUAUUACUUUGAGGCGUGCCAAGUACGUGAUCAGAGAAUGAUGCGUUCCAAGAUGCUGCAUCUGGGUGGGCCACAGCUACAGAAGGUUUUCAGUACACUCGAGGGCACCGAAGAUUUCCCAUUAGUAUUGCUGGAGAAGCGUUGGUACGAUGUUGCAGUGGAGCGUUUGGAUGCAUAUUUCAAACCACGCAAACAAGACGUUCUAGAAAGGCAUCGACUUAGAAGCAUGAAACAGGGGCCUACCGAACGUUUUGCGCAUUAUGUGCUUCGUUUGCGCCAGCAAUUAAAGGACUGUGGACUGGAGAAGUACUCUCAGGAAGUUAGGAGUGUGUUGGAGGAAACAAUGUUGGUUGACGUUAUUGUAGAAGGCUGUAUUUCCCACGAGCUGCGACGAAAAAUUCUUGAAAAGGAUCAAUCGUUGUGCGAUAUCGAAGCACUCGGAGAAUCUAUUGAGAGCGUUCGUGUUCAAGAGCAGAAGUUCAAGAUUGAGAGGAAAGGAAAUGAAUCAGGAUAUGGCGAAGUUUCUAAAGUGCAAAACAUGAUGAAAUCAAGAAAGGAGCGUCGAGAGGAGCGAAUCGUUAACCGAUUUCCGUCAGUUGCUGCGAAUGUGAGCAAGGACAUGAGGAUGUGUUUUGCUUGUGGUCGACAGGGUCACUUGUCAAGAUCGCCUUUGUGUCCUGCGAAAGAUCAGGUCUGUCGACCAUGCAAGAAGCUAGGGCAUUUCGAGAAUGUCUGUCGUAAACAUCCUUCCGAUUCGAGUUCUUCAAUUCCUCCGAGGAAAGUGCAAAUAGUAGAAGACAUGCACAAUGGCAUUUCCGGUCCUAUGCAGCUGGAACCUCAACCAGUACCACGACCAGCAUCGCAACCAGCAUCGCAACCGGUACCCCAUCGCACUGCAGCUGAAAGGAAGGUGUACUAUACCUUUUAUGCUGGGAGCGAAACGAAUGUUUUUGGUUGUACGAUUGGGGGAGUGAAGACCGAGGUAUUCGUCGAUUCCGGAUCGGAUGUCAACUUAAUAACAUCGGAGACCUGGGAAAAACUUAAGGCCGAAAAAGUUGACGUAACCAAAUGCGAGAAAGGAAGCAGCAAGAUUUUGAAGGCGUAUGCGUCAAGCCAACCUCUGACAAUUUUGGGGACCUUCCAAGCGCUGAUUGAGCUCGGCCAACGAUCCAUCGAAGCAGAGUUUCUGGUGAUUCUCAAUGGACAGCGGAACUUGCUAGGCGAUACGACUUCGAAGCAGCUGGGGAUUUUGAAGAUUGGACUAGAGACAAACCGAGUAACAGAUGAUGAAGGGAAAUUCUCACCGUUUUCCAAGAUAUCCGGUACAAAAGUUCGCAUUUCUAUGGACCCAACGAUUACUCCAGUGUUCCAGCCACUACGACGUAUACCAAUCCCUCUGGAGGGAGCAGUUAAUGAUAAACUAGAUGAACUGCUGCGCAGAGACAUCAUCGAACCAAAAUGCGGACCAGCAACGUGGGUGUCGCCUUUGGUGGUGGCGAACAAAACGAACGGGACAAUUCGAUUGUGUGUUGAUCUACGUCGGGUCAACCAAGCUGUUAUCCGCGAAAGACAUCCUAUGCCAGUUAUUGAUGAUGUUUUGGCCAAAAUCGGUAAAGGAAAGGUCUGGAGUGUCCUUGACAUUAAGGAUGCGUUCUUUUUAUUGGAAUUAGAAGAAGAAUCGAGAGACAUUGUAACCUUUAUUACGCAUCGUGGGCUGUAUCGAUUCAAACGUCUACCGUUUGGUCUCGUAACGGCUCCGGAAAUAUUUCAGCGAAAAAUGGAUGAGAUUCUGGCUGAUUGCGAGGGCACAUAUUGGUAUUUGGACGAUGUCGGCGUAGAAGGAAGCUCUGUUGCAGAGCAUGAUUUGCGACUCAAGAAGGUAUUUGUUUAACGAAGGCGUGAAAUAAAGAAUGAUUUUUACAACUAAUGACUGUUUUCUUAUAUUUAUUGUUUUAUUUUUUUAAAUAUCGAUUUAGGUUCUAGACAGGUUUGAGGAAAAAGGCGUAAUUCUCAACUGGGAAAAGUGUAAGAUCCGCGUAACGGAUUUCGAGUUCCUUGGAUAUAAUAUCAAUCAACAAGGAAUUAUGCCUUCGGACUCAAAACGGGAUGCGAUCAUGUCGUUUCGUCAACCACGAAACGAAAGUGAGGUUCGAAGUUUCCUCGGACUAGCCAACUACAUGGCGAAGUUUGUACAGAAUUUGGCAGCCUUAGAUGAACCUCUGAGGCGACUAACUAAGAAAGGUGUGAAGUUCCAUUGGGGCGAGGAAGAGGAAUCCGCGUUCCGUGUCGUAAAACAGAGUUUGGCAAAUGCUCAAAGGUUGGGAUUUUAUAAGCAAAUGGACAGAACAUCUGUCAUAGCCGAUGCGAGUCCAUAUGCUCUAGGUGGCGUGCUCAUCCAAACAGAUGUCAACGGGAAUUCACGUGUCAUCUGCUAUGCUUCCAAGUCACUGACAGAUACGGAGAGACGGUACUGUCAGACAGAAAAGGAAGCGUUGGCACUUGUCUGGAGCGUAGAAAGAUUCCAAGUAUAUCUGAUCGGCAAAGAAUUUGAUCUGGUAACGGAUUGUAAAGCUUUGACUUUUCUAUUUACACCUUUGUCUCGCCCUUGUGCACGUAUCGAACGAUGGGUCCUACGUCUCCAAAGCUUUCAGUACAAAAUCGUACACAUUGCAGGACAUACUAAUAUUGCAGACGUUCUAUCUCGCCUAUCGACGUUUGUUCCGACACCGUUUGAUGAAACAGAGGAAUUAAUGGUAAACGAAAUAGUCACAGCGGCUGCGAAGAUGAUUGCUCUCAAGUGGGAGGAAAUAAAAAACAAGAGCCUUGAUGACCCCGAAAUUUCGGAGAUUAGUAAUGCGUUAAGCUCGGGUAAUUUGGAAGAUUUGCCGUUGGCGUACAAAGUCAUUUCUUCUGAGCUGUGUAUGGUGAGCGACGUCCUAUUGCGGGGUGAUAAAAUUGUGGUUCCCAAUAAUCUACGUGGAAGAGUUCUGCAGCUGGCCCACGAAGGUCAUCCGGGUAUUAGGAUUAUGAAGGCAAAUCUACGGGCAAACGUUUGGUGGCCGAAAAUGGACCUUGAUGUUGAACGAUUCGUUAAGGCGUGUCGAGGGUGUGCUUUGGUAUCAGCGCCGAGCGUACCGGAACCAAUGAGGAGAAAGGAACUACCAUCGAGAGUAUGGGAGCACAUUGCGGUGGAUUUUCUUGGUCCGCUACCAGACGGAGAGAAUUUGUUGGUUUGUGUGGACUACUACAGCAGAUAUCUCGAGGUAGUAGAAAUACUAGAAAUAUCGACCUCAACUACUAUCAGAGAAUUACUGACUAUUUUUUCGCGAUACGGAAUACCCGAAAUCCUUCGUGCUGACAACGGACCACAGUUCUCUUCGGAAGAAUUCCGAAAUUUUUGCGAUGAGUUUGGUAUUCACUUGGAGAACACUAUUCCUUACUGGCCGCAGAUGAAUGGAGAGGUGGAACGCCAAAACCGAUCUAUUUUGAAGCGAUUGCGCAUAGCUCAAGAGCUUGGCCAGGAUUGGAGACAGGAACUACGGAAGUAUCUGAUGAUGUACCACUCAUCUAGCCAUACAACUACCGGAAAAGCUCCGGCGGAUCUGAUGUUUGGCCGCAAAAUGCGAACAAAACUACCCUAUGUUCCGGCGACAACAAUAGAUGCAGAUGAAGUUAGUGAUCGAGACAAGUUGGAAAAAGAAAAGGGUAGGGUGUAUGCGGAUAAUCAACGUAGAGCGAAGCCUAGUUCUAUCGAAGUGGGGGAUCAUGUGCUAUCAAAACGGAUGAAAAAGGACAAUAAACUGAGUUCUGAAUUUAGCCCUGAAGAAUUUAGUGUAAUUCACAAGAAGGGUACUGAGGUAGUGAUUCGGUCGACUGAAUCGGGAAAGGAGUAUAGGAGAAGUGCUGCUCAUUUGAAAGUCAUACCGGCGAAUACAAACAAUACUGUUGAUCAGUCUCCAAGGCCAAGUGGACAUGUUGAAGAAACUGUAGAGCAAUCUGGAGGACCACUUCUUAGGGAGGGUGCUUCAACUGAUGAGGUAGCUAGGGCUUCAAAAAGAGUCAGGACGGAAUCGAAGUUACUUAAAGAUUAUGUUACAUAUUGAUGUUAAGGAAUUGCUUAUGCGAUCAAAUAAAGAAGAGGUGGGAUGUAGGGUCUGGAGAGAAAUGUAAAAACCUUGUUCUAUAUUUACCUUGUUUAACUGCACGAACGACGGCGACGACGACUGGACUGCGAACGGUAUUCAGUUGAGUGAGAACCGUAGCUCAGAAGUUGUGCGACCAUUGUGGUGAACGGUGUGUUCGUUGUGCGUCCGCGUGCGAGUAAUCUUGUGCGUCACCAAGCCGAAAAGUGUAUCAGCCAUUGCCGGAGCGGAAGCUUCAAAUACCCAAACCAAUACCGAAACCCCCAAGAGAAAACCCUACAG
Aedes albopictus (Asian tiger mosquito) is the source of this 6809-nucleotide messenger RNA. RefSeq lists its product as uncharacterized. The coding region runs from base 2291 to 4276 and encodes 661 amino acids. NCBI's taxonomy places the organism in Eukaryota, Metazoa, Arthropoda, Insecta, Diptera, Culicidae. Gene Ontology annotation, molecular function: nucleic acid binding; zinc ion binding. The transcript is spliced from 2 exons. The record is from RefSeq and is a predicted model, not a curated record.